Xyrauchen texanus (razorback sucker) is the source of this 2748-nucleotide messenger RNA. Its product is annotated as atrial natriuretic peptide receptor 2-like. The coding region runs from base 1 to 2490 and encodes 829 amino acids. The transcript is spliced from 24 exons. Gene Ontology annotation, molecular function: ATP binding; guanylate cyclase activity; protein kinase activity. The record is from RefSeq and is a predicted model, not a curated record. Lineage: Eukaryota; Metazoa; Chordata; Actinopteri; Cypriniformes; Catostomidae. Gene Ontology annotation, biological process: receptor guanylyl cyclase signaling pathway; cGMP biosynthetic process; intracellular signal transduction.
AUGACGAAUUACAAGUGCAUGGCUGUGUUUCAAGUGGAGUCUGAAGGUUGGCAUGAUCUGGACAACACUGAAUAUGACUGCUGGCCCAUAACAGAGCCAAACGAUUACAACAUGAUCAGCUGUGGUGGUUUAGAAAUGGCUUGGGUUCAGCGUCCACCUGAAAAGGUCACUGAUGGGGAGGAGUUUAAUGUUACCUAUUCUGUUGCUGCUUCCGAUUCCUUUUAUGAAUACGCCAUUAAAAACAAGAUUUUCCAGUUCAGUAAUGCCUCAGAGGCUAAAAGAUUCUGCCUCGAGCACGAGUGUCCCGCUAACUGGAACAAUGCCAAUGAGCACAACUGCUGCGUGUACCACGCCAACAUUCACUCCUGUCCCCUUGCACUCAUGGUUAGUGGAGGGAUCUGUGGUCCUUGGAUUCCAGAUGAUGGUGAAAUUGUAACCCACACUGUCUCUAAAGCGGGCAAGAUGAGCCAACUGCUCUGGACUUCAAAGGUGGUCCUGGUCCAUUUAGGAGUUACAUCUGUUAUUGCUCAUAUUAAAGUGGGACAGAUGCAUGCAGCAUUAGAGUCAAAGGUGCUGGUAGUCAGCACUCAAGUGUGUGGAGAUGGUAUGUGCGAGUUGGAGGAGAGCUGUCUGACGUGUCCUGCUGAUUGUGGGGUCUGUCCUAUGGCCACAUCCAUCAAAGUGGCCAUUGGUCUUCCUGUGGCCUUGUUCUGCAGUGGCUUCAUCUUAACACUGGUGUGGCUGCAAUACCAAAAGCAAAAAAUGUUCUGGGAUGAGAGCUGGAUCCUCAACUACAAUAACAUCUUGUUUGGUAAAGUGUGCUAUACAGGUUUUUGUAGCACCACAAGCCUUCAGACAGUAAAAAGGAACUCCGGUGUAAGUAGAAUCACAGGUGUAACCGAAUACACUGCAGUAAAUACCAACUUCAAACCACGCUUCAUUCAGGCUGGCAUCUAUGACGGAAGGACUGUAGCUGUGAAACACAUACAGAAGAAACAUUUCACUCUUACCAAAACAAUCAGAAAAGAGGUGAAAGAGGUCAGGGAGCUAGACCACCCAAAUAUAUCCAAGUUUAUUGGAGGCUGCAUUGAAGUCCCCUUCUUGAGCAUCAUCACUGAGUACUGUCCAAAGGGAAGCCUGGCAGAUGUGUUGUUAAAUGAGGAUGUCCCCAUCAACUGGGGUUUUCGAUUAUCUUUUGCUACUGACAUUGCCCGUGGGAUGGCUUACCUGCACCAGCACAAAACAUUCCAUGGCCGUCUUCACUCACGUAAUUGUGUAAUUGAUGACCGAUGGGUCUGCAAAAUAUCAGAUUAUGGGCUAAUGGCAUACAGAAAGGAGGACUUUGAAGAUUUCCAAUGUCAAAAUGACAAUCGCAUUUACAGAGCCCCUGAAGUUCUGCUGAGAAUCAGCACUAGUUGCACAGCCGCAUCUGAUGUGUACAGCUACUCUAUUAUCUUGGUGGAAAUCGCCACUCGCAGUGAUCUAAAUUCGGCCAACUCAGACAAGGUUGAUGUCACAUGGCGUCCAUCUCUUCCCAAACUCAAGGCUGGGAAAUCAGACGAUGAUUGCCCAGAUCUAGACGAUUACUGUGAGCUGAUAAAGAGAUGCUGGUCACACAAUCUCACCAUGAGGCCAACGUUUGAGCAGGUGAAGAAGAUUCUUGAUAAAAUGAACCCACACAAAGUCAGCCCGGUGGAUAUGAUGAUGAACCUGAUGGAAAAGUACAGUAAACAUUUGGAAACCAUUGUAGCUGACAGAACUCAAGAUCUACUGCAGGAGAAGCAGAAGACUGACCGUUUACUCUACAGCAUGUUACCGAAACCAGUAGCGGAUGAUCUUCGUCAGGGAUGCACAGCAGAGGCCCAGAGUUACUCCAAUGCCACAGUAUAUUUCAGUGACAUAGUGGGAUUCACCCAGCUCUCUGGGUCCAGCACCCCUCACCAAGUUGUGGAUUUCCUCAACAAACUUUACACCACAUUUGAUGACAUCAUCGACAACUAUGAUGUUUAUAAAGUGGAAACUAUUGGAGAUGCUUAUAUGGUUGUCUCAGGAGUACCAAAAGAGAACGGGAUCAACCAUGCUGGGGAAAUUGCCAGUAUGGCGCUGGAUUUGAUCAGUGUUUGCCAUGCCUUUAAAAUCCCACACAAGCCCACCACACAGCUGAAGAUACGAGCUGGCAUUCACUCAGGCCCUGUAGUGGCUGGUGUGGUCGGCACAAAAAUGCCACGAUACUGCUUAUUUGGUGACACUGUGAACACAGCCUCUCGUAUGGAGUCCACCAGUGAAGCUUUAAAGAUCCAGUGCAGUGGAUCUACAGCAGCCCUGCUGCACACACUUGGAGGAUAUGUCCUGACAUGCCGUGGGUCUCUCAAUGUGAAGGGUAAAGGAGAAAUGACAACUUGGUGGCUGGAGGCGAAAAGGAGCCCCAGCACAGACCCUCUGUUUCAGGAAGAUGAGCUUCUGGGUCUUCCUAUCCCUGUUAGCAAUUAACUUCGUGGUCAAAAACAAGCAAAGUUUUGACUCAAAAUGUCACAAUAAAUAGACAUAUUUUAAUACCGUCAUUUAGCAUUUAUGGUUACUGACAUUGUUCAAAUGUAUAACUGAUGUAUGUGUAAAUGUUAGUAUUCGAUUUUUAUAUUGCUGCUCUCAUUGUUACAGUCAUUUUGUGUAGACAAACAUGUUGUUAGAAUCUGCUGUAAGCUGUCUUACAUGUCAUGGUUUUAGUCAUGUGUACGUGUUUGUAGAGAC